CUGUCGGGGGAAGAUAUGGAUGAGGACAAAAGCAGGAGAGACUCGAUUAGGAUGAGUAUGAAGGGAUGCAGGACGAAUAAUGGGUUUGUCCAAAAUGAAGACAUCCCAGAGCAGGACCCAGACCCAGGCUCCGGGGACACCCCACAGCCCAACGCAGUGAGCAUCACAGCUGCGGAGGAGCCAGAGGGCAAGUGUGUGCGUCCCUAUGCCGGGAUGCCCAAAGAGGUGCUGUUCCAGUUCUCCAGCCAGGCGCGCUACCGCGUGCCCCGGGAGGUCCUCUUCUGGCUCACGGUGGCCUCUGUGUUCCUGCUCAUUGGAGCCACCAUAACUAUCAUCGCCAUCUCUCCAAAGUGCCUUGACUGGUGGCAGGUGGGUCCCAUGUACCAGAUCUACACGAGGUCUUUCAAGGACAGCGACAAUGAUGGGAAUGGAGACCUGAAAGGUAUUCAAGAUAAACUGGAUUACAUCACUACUUUAAAUGUAAAAACUGUUUGGAUUACUUCCUUUUAUAAAUCAUCCCUGAAAGAUUUCAGAUAUGGUGUUGAAGAUUUCCAAGAAAUUGAUCCGAUUUUUGGAACAAUGAAAGAUUUUGAGAAUUUGGUCGCAGCCAUACAUGAUAAAGGUUUGAAAUUAAUAAUCGAUUUCAUACCAAACCAUACCAGUGACAAGCAUGCUUGGUUUCAAUUGAGUAGGACACGGAGCGGGAAAUAUACUGAUUACUAUAUCUGGCAGGACUGCACUCAUGAAAAUGGCAUAACCAUCCCUCCCAACAACUGGCUAAGUGUGUAUGGAAACUCCAGUUGGCACUUUGAUGACGUACGGGAGCAAUGCUAUUUUCACCAGUUUUUGAAAGAGCAACCUGAUUUAAAUUUCCGAAAUCCCGCCGUUAAAGAAGAAAUAAAAGAAAUAAUAAAGUUCUGGCUAUCAAAAGGUGUUGAUGGUUUUAGUUUUGAUGCUGUUAAAUUUCUCCUGGAAGCGAAGGAUCUAAGAAAUGAAAUCCAAGUAAACAAGUCCCAGGCUCCGGACACGGUUACCAACUACUCAGAGCUGUACCAUGACUUCACCACCACACAAAUGGGAAUGCAUGACAUCGUCCGGGACUUCCGGCAGGCCAUGAACCAGUACAGCAGGGAGCCUGGCAGAUACAGGUUCAUGGGGACUGAAGCCUUUGCAGAAAGCAUCGACAGAACCAUGAUGUACUAUGGGUUGCCGUUCAUCCAAGAAGCUGAUUUUCCUUUCAACAAUUACCUUACCACACUAAACACUCUUUCUGGGAACACUGUGUAUGAAGUUAUCAUGUCCUGGAUGGAAAACAUGCCAGAAGGAAGAUGGCCCAAUUGGAUGGUUGGUGGGCCAGAAACUACCCGGCUGACUUCUCGUCUGGGGAACCAAUAUGUCAACACCAUGAACAUGCUUCUUUUUACACUUCCGGGAACACCCAUAACUUAUUAUGGGGAAGAAAUAGGAAUGGGAAAUAUUUUUGUUACAAAUUUCAAUGAGAGCUAUGAUAUUAAUACCCUUUUCUCAAAGUCACCAAUGCAGUGGGACAAUAGUUCAAAUGCUGGCUUUUCUGAAGGCAAUCACACCUGGCUACCUACCAAUUCUGACUACCAUACUGUGAAUGUUGAUGUCCAAAAGACUCAGCCUAGUUCUGCUUUGAAAUUAUAUCAAGAUUUAAGUCUACUCCGAGCCAAAGAGCUGCUUCUCAGCAGGGGCUGGUUUUGCCUUUUGAGGAACGACAGCCACUCUGUUGUAUACACCAGAGAGCUGGAUGGCAUAGACAAAGUCUUUAUCGUGGUUCUAAACUUUGGAGAAUCAUCAACACUGCUAAAUCUACAGGACUUGAUUUCAGGUCUUCCUUCAAAACUGAGAAUAGGAUUAAGUACCAAUUCAACCUCCAAAGGCAGUGAAGUCGAUCCACGUGCUAUUUCUCUGGAGAAGGGAGAAGGACUCAUCUUGGAACACAACAUGAAGAAUCUCCUUCAUCAUCAAACAGCUUUCAGAGACAAAUGCUUUGUUUCCAAUCGAGCCUGCUAUUCCAGUACACUAAAUAUACUGUACAGUCUCUGUUAGGGACCUGCUGUAUUUUAAUUUUACAUACAGCACAAUGUUGAGUUAACUUUAUGCAGAGUCAGUAAUUCUCAGACAUUUCUGUAGCAUGACUAUCCCUGCUUUAGGAAAAGAGUCUCAAAUGUCUGAAGGAAUAAUAAAAUGUUUAAAAGAUUAUUCCAAAGUUCUAAAGCAUUUAAUAUGAAGACUGUUACCCUUUUCUUUAAAAUGGAAUCAUGAAAUUGGAAGGGGACUCACUGCCACAGUAUAAAAACAACAUUUACUAGCAAAGCGGAAGGACACUGAUUUGUAAA
This is a messenger RNA of Nannospalax galili (Upper Galilee mountains blind mole rat), 2363 nucleotides long. RefSeq names its product solute carrier family 3 member 1 (gene Slc3a1). The transcript is spliced from 10 exons. NCBI's taxonomy places the organism in Eukaryota, Metazoa, Chordata, Mammalia, Rodentia, Spalacidae. Gene Ontology annotation, biological process: carbohydrate metabolic process; amino acid transport. The record is from RefSeq and is a predicted model, not a curated record. The coding region runs from base 16 to 2073 and encodes 685 amino acids.